UUAUUCGACAGUUCCAAAGUUUUGGGUAAAGAUGGUAGGGGAGUAAUAACAUGUUAAAAAUUAAAAUUGAAGCCGAUUUUAACUUUUCUAACUUUUCACGGUUGCGAUCAAAAGUUCACUUUAAUAACCGUGACCAAUGAGUGAUCAAGUCUCCAUGACAGAAUCAAGAAAAACAUUUCCUCAGACCUCAUCCGUACGAACUGUCAUCUCCGGUAACAUUGGGAUGGUAGAUAAAACUGACAAAAAGCAUAUUAGUUCGAAGUUACAAAAGAUAAAAUCCAAACUUCCCAAUGUUGGCAAGCGUCUAAGAUCUUUGAUGAAAUGGAGAGAUUCCAAGAAGAUAAAGUCCAAGGAAGAGGCGACUGUUUUUACAAUGGCGGAAUCUUCUUGGAUUAUUCCGGAUAUCACAGGCGAAAUUUUGGAGCGCAUAUUACCCGAAUCUUCUGCGCAGGAGGAGGCGGCCAAUGAAAAUGGGGUUCAAUUCGAGACUACAGAUAAUCCUCUGGCGAAAUCAUGUGGUCUAGGGUUUCCUGAAUGUCAGUCGGUUUCAUUUUCCCUCGAUAUCGAAACUACUUUUCCAUCUACUUCAUCUUCCAACCCUCGUCUGGAGACAAGUGAGGCCAUCAUAGAAAAGAUCAUGUCAGAAGUGAAUACCAUACAAGUUUCAUCGUCAAACCCAUCUGCCUCUACGGAUUCAUCAAACCCUCUUAUGAAUGGUAUUCCAUGCGUGAACCUUGGAAAUAUCGUCAACGAUCCGGUCGAUUUGCUUCUUGCUAUUAAUUCCCAAAUAGGUCGUAGGUUACAGACAGGAAGAGACUGUGAUACUCAGAGUGCCACUUUAUAUCUCAUGAAUGAAUCUCGAACCGAUUCUUACGGCGGAAGUUCCACAUCUGGCAAUGUAUCGAAUACCACAGAGAGUGAAAAUAGCAGUAUUUCCGAAGUCACGGAGACAGUAGAUUCACAGAUGUCAGAGCAAGAUCCGAACAGGCAAUAUUAUGAAAUUAUACGUUUAAUCAUGAGAAAACAGUUUGAAUCCUUGGAUGAUGAUCCUUCUUUAUACUGAUACACAGCAACAUAAAAAAAUUGAAAACCGAAGAUCAAAAUAAUAAAAAAGUUUGCUUAA
Molecule: messenger RNA, 1123 nt
Organism: Belonocnema kinseyi
Lineage: Eukaryota; Metazoa; Arthropoda; Insecta; Hymenoptera; Cynipidae
Exons: 6
Coding region: 137-1063 (308 amino acids)
Source: RefSeq, a predicted model, not a curated record